Messenger RNA from Rana temporaria (common frog), 2928 nucleotides. RefSeq names its product LMBR1 domain containing 1 (gene LMBRD1). The transcript is spliced from 16 exons. The record is from RefSeq and is a predicted model, not a curated record. The coding region runs from base 86 to 1696 and encodes 536 amino acids. Lineage: Eukaryota; Metazoa; Chordata; Amphibia; Anura; Ranidae. Gene Ontology annotation, cellular component: vacuolar membrane. Gene Ontology annotation, biological process: protein localization to vacuole.
UUGCCUUUACCCUGACAGAUGCGGGCGGGUGGUGUGUGCCUGUCACGGGGUUUGUCAGCUGUCGGGUGAAGCAGGAAGCGGGAAGAUGGCGGCGGGGUUCACAGAGCUGCUGAUCGGAUGGUGUAUCUUCGGGGUGAUCUUGCUGGCUAUUUUGGCUUUUUGCUGGAUUUAUGUUCGAAAGUAUCAAAGUCGUCGAGAGAGUGAAGUGAUUUCAACUAUUACAGCAAUAUGUUCACUUGCUAUUGCUCUGAUCACCUCUGCUCUGCUGCCUGUGGACAUUUUCCUUGUCUCUUUUAUGAAGAAUCAAAAUGGCACAUUUAAGGAAUGGGCUGAAAAUAAUUCCUCGCGGUUUCAGAUUGAAAAUACGGUCUUAAUAGGAUAUUACACAUUAUAUUCAAUGAUUCUGUUCUGUGUGUUUUUGUGGAUCCCCUUUGUUUAUUUUUACUAUGAGGAAAAAGAUGAAGAGAACCAAAGGAACUGCUCACCAAUAAACAGUGCUCUCAAGUAUACAUGUGGAUUCGUAUUAGUGUGUGCAUGUCUCCUCCUGGUUGGAGCAUUUGUUCCACUGGAGAUUCCUACAAGCAAAAAUAUCACUGAGUUUGAAAAAAUCAAGAUAUUAUUUCAAGAACUUGGUAGCAGUCAUGGUUUGGAUGCCUUGUCAUUUUCCAUUAGUUCCUUGACCUUGAUAGGAAUGUUGGCAGCGAUCACCUACACAGCUUAUGGGAUGUCCGCCCUUCCUUUAAACUUAAUUAAAGGUACAAGAAAUGUACAUUAUGAACGUCUGGAAAACACUGAGGAUAUUGAAGAGGUGAAACAGCAAAUUGAAAGAAUUAAAUCAAAGUGCAAGGAUGGCAGACCAUUAUCAAGCAAAGAUACACAAAGUUUGUACAAACUUGAAGAAAAAGAAAAAACCCUAGAAAGGAGAGAGAGACAUUUGGUGUAUCAUGAAAAGAGUUGCUGGGAAAAAUGUUGUACUGUCAUGCGACCAGUUAAGAUUAUUUGGGGUAUAUUCUUUAUUCUUGUGGCUCUUCUGAUGAUAAUUUCACUUUUCCUUUCUAAUCUUGAUAAAGCUCUUCACUCUGCCGGCAUUGAGUCAGGAUUUAUAAUCUUUGGUACAAGCAUAACAAAUCCAUUGAAUCUACUUCUCCCAGUUCUGCAGAGGGUUUUCCCACUAGACUAUGUGUUGAUCACAGUCAUUAUCAUGUACUUUGUCUUUACUUCUAUGGCUGGCAUCCGACAUAUGGGAGUAUGGUUCUUUUGGAUAAGGCUGUACAAGAUAAGAAGAGGACAAACAAGACCUCAAGCUCUUCUGUUCCUCUGUAUGAUCCUCUUGUUGAUUGUUCUGCACACAAACUACAUGAUUUACAGCUUGGCACCUCAAUACGUUAUGUAUGGAAGCCAGAAAUAUCCAGUACAGAGCAACAGCAGUCUAGAUGUCAAUAUUGGAAAUUCGACAAUUUUCCAUUCUGCAGAUUGCAAUGCCAAUGCCCCUGAAGAUCAAUGUACAAUAACUCGAACGUACCUGUUUCUGCACAAGUUUUGGUUCUUCAGUACUGUCUAUUACUUUGGAAACUGGAUAUUCAUUGGGGUUUUCAUUAUUGGACUGAUUGUUUCAUGUUGCAAAGGAAAGAAAUCUGUUAUUGAAGGAGAAGUGGAGGAUGAUGACUCAGACCUAAGUGAUGAUGAUCUCCCAUAGGCAUAGAUCUAAAAUGUGCAUUCAUCUCUUAAAAUAAGAUUUUACAAUGAGGUUAAAUAGCAAAAGAUGUAAUAUUCAUUUAUGGUUGUGUUCUGUUACCAAGAUAAAUUAAUUGUCAUGUAAAUAUACUUUAAGUGAUUUGAAAAAAAAAAUGAUUAUAAUUAUUAUAUGUAACAAUAAAAAUGUUGAAGAUCUAUACUAUAGCGCACUGAAUUUUUAAACUGACAUUAUUGGAUUAGUGCACUUCAGUGUAAAACAAUGACCACCCCCUCUACCACAUCUAAACGAAUAAAGCAAAUAAAAAUAGUCAUUUACCACUGCCCCAGGUGGCAUACGUCCUAAACCCAACUUGUAACAUGCACUGAUCUGAGGGUAGAGUGUGGUGAUAAUAAAUGAAAGCAGGUCUGUUUACCUCAGUACAUGCAAGUAUCACACUGUGUGCAUUCUCUGAGCAUCUUCGUAAUCUGUAACGGAAGAAAUGAGCAAUGAAGAUUACAGUCUGAUUAGUCAGGGAAGAGGUAAGCAGUAUUUCUUUAAAAUAGAGGUUUCGAUUUUUUUUCUUUUACAAAUGUGUUCUUGCUCCUGGCAUGGGGUUGUCAUUCUAAGAUUUAUACUUGCCUUAUCCUUUAAACUAUGUUAUAAAUAAUACUGAAACUGUACAUUAUCUUUCUUAUUGCAACUCUUGAAGGUUUGCUCCAAAAGCUUUUUGUGAUAUUUUUACUUUAAAGGGAGAUUUAGUAUACUUUCACAGACUUUCUUGUACUUCAAACACCUUUUCAGAUGUUUGUUUUUCUUUUUCGAGUGACCUUUGCUAUUUCUUACGUUGUUCAUUUUAUACUAUCUGUGCAUUGGGGCUCUUGCUAUUGGGAUAUUGCUCCUUUGCUCAUGUCAUAUCUAGCUCACUAACAAUCCAUAGAUAUCAGCUGUGAGAACUCUGUGUGAAAAUAAUCUUUAACGUCAAAAGAAUUAAGUCCAUGAAGUCUGCCUAAAUACAGUAACAUCACCCUUCAUUUUCCAAUUAGCUAGAAAAUAAAUACCAAAAUGCGUGCCUAACAGCACAGCCAAAAAAAAAAAAAAUGUGGCCAAUUGGAAAAGGAGUGGCAAAGUAAUAGUAUCUCAAGCUAGAGAGUUGACAUGAGUAAGAGCUUAAAAAAGGCCCUAUGCACAGGUAUUAAUAGAUGGGAUAACACAAGGUACAGCUUAGGAUUUCUUUACUUUAUUUCUGCUGUUUU